Molecule: messenger RNA, 318 nt
Organism: Benincasa hispida (wax gourd)
Lineage: Eukaryota; Viridiplantae; Streptophyta; Magnoliopsida; Cucurbitales; Cucurbitaceae
Biological process (GO): response to abscisic acid; response to water deprivation; cold acclimation
Cellular component (GO): cytosol
Source: RefSeq, a predicted model, not a curated record
AUGGCACAUUACCAGAACCAGUACAGCGCAAAAUCUGGAACCGACCAGUACGGCUACCCAAUUCGCCAGACCGACGAAUACGGCAAUGUCAUCUCCGAGUCCGGCCAGUAUGCCGACACCCGCCACCGGACCGACGAAUUCCGCGAGACCGACCAGUACGGCAACCCGAUUCGUCGUAGCGACGAGCAGCAGCAGGGUGGAAUAUUUCAUCAUGAUAAGACGGUGACAACCACGAGGGCGGAGAAGGGCGGUGAGCAUCACGAGAAGAAGGGUAUAAUGGAGAAGAUUAAGGAGAAGUUGCCGGGAGGACACCAUUAA